Bicyclus anynana (squinting bush brown) is the source of this 1967-nucleotide messenger RNA. It is a transcript of the gene VATPc, whose product is annotated as V-type proton ATPase 16 kDa proteolipid subunit c. The record is from RefSeq and is a predicted model, not a curated record. Lineage: Eukaryota; Metazoa; Arthropoda; Insecta; Lepidoptera; Nymphalidae. Gene Ontology annotation, cellular component: proton-transporting V-type ATPase, V0 domain. Gene Ontology annotation, molecular function: proton-transporting ATPase activity, rotational mechanism. The transcript is spliced from 3 exons. Gene Ontology annotation, biological process: proton transmembrane transport. The coding region runs from base 182 to 655 and encodes 157 amino acids.
AAUCAGAAGUUAGGGCAUAUCGAGUACUGCCUUGAACAUCAAUCGUCAUAUGACCCAUUCUAUCGAGUCUGCAAAGCUUGGGCCAUAUUUGUCUGUGCUAAAAUAGUUUCGUGGAGUGAGUGUGUGCAGAUAGUCGUCACAGUUUUGGGACCUGUAAAUACUCCCACACUUCACAAUCAAAAUGACUGACCCAAACCCCAUCUAUGGACCCUUCUUUGGAGUUAUGGGGGCGGCGUCUGCUAUUAUAUUCAGCGCCCUGGGAGCUGCCUAUGGAACUGCCAAGUCAGGCACCGGUAUCGCCGCCAUGUCGGUGAUGCGGCCUGAGCUCAUCAUGAAGUCCAUCAUCCCUGUCGUCAUGGCGGGUAUCAUUGCCAUCUACGGGCUGGUCGUAGCUGUACUGAUUGCUGGAUCCCUGGAAGCGCCUGCCACAUAUCCCCUGUUCAGAGGGUUCAUCCACUUGGGCGCUGGACUGGCGGUAGGAUUCUCCGGCCUGGCGGCCGGGUUCGCCAUAGGCAUCGUGGGCGAUGCCGGCGUGCGCGGUACGGCCCAACAGCCGAGGUUAUUCGUCGGAAUGAUUCUUAUCCUCAUUUUCGCUGAAGUGUUGGGUCUAUACGGUCUCAUUGUAGCCAUCUACCUCUACACGAAACAACAGUAAACACUUACUCGCACACUCCAUUCACCCGUGCCCCGGAGCUCUAUGCCUCUAUGUGAUCUAUGCUCAUUACAAAUAUCUCGCGCACAGGGGACGUCGUCGCCGGUAGCGGCCCCGCAUAGCGCCCCGUGGCACACCAAUUCUGUAUAGUAACCUGUUGAACCUCCUCGCUUAGCUAAACUCCAUAUAAAACUGCAGGAUGAAAACUGCAGUUGUAUAGUUCAUACGAGAGUACAACCACCGUCGUGGUUGUGCUGUGGUACGAGUUUUGCUUGGAACAAUCGCUCGCCAUCUCCGGCCCGAUGCGGACUUGAUGCUGCGUUCGUAUCUAGCCCCGAGACGCGAUCUGUGUAAAAUAAGUUCUUUUUUAAUCAUAAAUUUUAUAACGAACACGAAGUUUGUUCUCGAACGUAUCAUAAUCAUGGUUGACGCUACCGCGCGAUGACGGAGUUAUUUAUUAUUUAAUUUAGUUCCCGCUAUCUCUUGUGUUACGGUGACUGGAGUAACUUCACCUACAUAUCGAUAUUUGUUGCGCGUGCUGCCAUCCCCCGCGAUCGAACCGUUACAUCUGACGAUAUCAAUUUUAGAUUAUUUUAGCGUUAAGGCGAAACUAAUGUACAGUUAGAGUAGAAGGUUAAGUCCAAACGAUUUAUCUUAAAUAUAAUUUAUGAUCCGUUGAAGCCUGCAGGGUACUGUGUACCGACGACUAUCUAUUUGCUGAGAGUUUGUUUGAACCUGGCUUAGCGUAUACAGCUUUCAGUGUUGUUGGGUGUACUUAUCCAGAACUACUUGUACUGUUUUACCUGUAUUUUGUACCUAUGCUGUUUGUCGUGACUUACUAAAUUAUUCCAAUGCGAGUCGCGAAAAAAAUGUAUUUGCCAGGGAUCAGUUAAUAAACAUGAUUUGUACAUUCCAUAUUAUUUUGUUUCUACUUGUUUGUGUGUUUUAUUUUCCUUGUGGAUCUACAUAAUAUGAGCGAACAAGAUACUUUAUAUAUUUAUUAGGAAAGGGGCGUAUGCUGCAUGACAUUGCGCAAGUCUUGUAUUAAAUUUAAUCUAUUGAGAUAUAAAUAUAAUAUUGAAAUGCGUUUCUGACGACUUACUAUGUGAAAAUAUAUUUCAAAAUAUUUUUAUUAUGUAUACCUUGUAGUCAAAAAUAAUAUGAUGUUUGAAUGAAUAUAAAUUGGUAAGUAAAAUAAAUACAAAUAGGUGAAAUUGUAUUAUUUUAGGUUCCAUGUUAGAGAAUGUUAUAAUCUUCGGUGUUAUUGAAUGAAUUGUGUUAAUAAAAUAUUUUGAAAAGUACUGUAAAUUAUGAA